This is a messenger RNA of Lineus longissimus, 4864 nucleotides long. Its product is annotated as epidermal growth factor receptor substrate 15-like 1. Gene Ontology annotation, molecular function: cadherin binding; calcium ion binding. NCBI's taxonomy places the organism in Eukaryota, Metazoa, Nemertea, Pilidiophora, Heteronemertea, Lineidae. The record is from RefSeq and is a predicted model, not a curated record. The transcript has 22 exons. Gene Ontology annotation, biological process: endocytosis; endosomal transport. Bases 86 to 2872 code for a protein of 928 amino acids. Gene Ontology annotation, cellular component: cytoplasm; plasma membrane; clathrin coat of coated pit.
GCAGUCCAUAUGCAGGUCACACAACUGGUGGCCAUUUUGAACGAGGUCCAUGUUAAAACCAGUGUGAAAUGUGGCUGGGAGCCACAUGCCAGUCUAUGAGUCCUAUUUCAAACAGGCUGAUACAAGUGGAAGUGGAAACAUUGGUGCCCGAGAGGCUGUUGUGUUUCUGAAAAAAUCUGGGUUGAAGGAAUCGACCUUAUCAAAGGUCUGGGAUUUGUCAGACCAAGCCAAGAAAGGCUUCUUAGAUAAACAGAGUUUUUUUGUUGCAUUAAAAUUGAUAGCCAUGUCCCAGAAUGGCAUGGAACUGAACCUGGCUAAUCUUGGGGUGCAAUUGGCAGCUCCAAAUAUGGGUGAUGCAGGCAGCCCAGCAAAUGUUCCUCAAGGAGGUGGAGGGGGCAAUUGGCUUGUUACACCAACUGAGAAAGCCCGCUAUGACCAGAUAUUCAAUGGUUUACAGCCUGUCAACAACAUUUUACCUGGAGAUAAAGUCAGACCGGUGCUACUCAACUCCAAGCUUCCUGUCGAAGUGCUAGGAUUGGUCUGGGAACUGAGUGACAUUGACAAAGAUGGCUGCCUAGAUCGAGAUGAAUUUGCUGUGGCCAUGUAUCUUGUGUAUCGAGCUCUGGAGAGUGGUGAGCCCGUUCCGAAAGUGCUUCCUGAUGCCUUGAUACCUCCAACGAAGAGAAGGAAGACCAGCAUAAAGUUGGCUGGAUCCGUGCCGGUUCUACCAUCGUUACCUGUUGGUGACAGGACUAGUCCAAAUCUAGUCUCAUCGUCACCUAUUUUGAAUAAGACGGUUGGCAUAAAGCCAGUCCAUUGGGUAGUUAGCACAACGGAUAAGGCAAAAUAUGACGUGAUGUUCAAGAAAGCUGACACAGAUAUGGACGGGCUUGUCAGUGGCCUUGAGAUUCGUGACAUUCUUAUGGGUAGUGGCUUAUCGCAGCCAGUGCUGGCUCAUAUAUGGAAUCUCUGUGAUAUUAAAGGAACAGGAAAAUUGAAUCAUGAGCAGUUUGCACUUGCCAUGCUGCUGGUCAAUCAGAAAAUUAACGGAAUUGAUACACCCCAGCGCCUCACCCCAGAGAUGGUACCACCGUCAUUGCGUGGGGUAACCACUGAGAUGGAUAUGGACGUCGCGAGUAGUGCAAUAACAAACAGUAGUAGUUUUGGGGAGAUUGCAAUCCACAGCUCCGGGAGUAAAGAACUUGAAGCCAUCACCAAAGAAAUUGAUGACCUGAAAAAGGAGAAGAUGCUGUUGGAACAGGAGAAAGCUCAAAAAGAUGCCGACAUGAAAAUCAAGAGUGGAGAUCUACAAACCUCCCAGAAAGAAUUAGAUGCCAUCACUGCUACGGUUCAUCAGUUGGAAACUCAGAGGGGAGAGGCGCAGAAGAGGUUGGAUGAAUUAGAUGAUAAGCGAUCAAACUUGGAGAAUAAUUUGCACGAUUUGAAGGAAAAGUCAGAUGAUGAACAAAGACAGGUUGAAAGUAUCAAAAGUCAAAUAGCUAGUCAGGAAUACACAAUAAAGAACCAGGAAGAAGAGUUACAGAAAAUGCGCUCGGAGCUGAACACACUGCGGCAGGAGGAAUCAAGUUACGAGCAGAAGAUCGAGGCAGCGAAACUUCAGCUUGAGGCCGUCAUGAAAUCUUGCAAAGAAUCACAGCAGUCGAUAUCACAGACAAAAAGCCUUCUUCAAGAGCUGAAGGAUGAGGAGCAGAAUGUUGAACAAAAUAUGACUAAUGUGUCGUUACCAAACGGCGAUACCUCACUCGCAGAGUCAUUAAACUCGGACAUGGACAUGUUCAGUGCAAAAGCAACAAUUGGCAGUUCUAGUCCUGCAGGCAGUAGCUUAAGUGCAUUUAGUGCUAGUUUCGGACCAGCCCCCACUUCUGACAAUUUCAAGGAAGACCCCUUCGUCGACAAGGUUGGGUUUCCGGCCGAAAAUAUUGACCCUUUUGGAAAUGAAGAUCCUUUUAAGGAUGCCGUUACACAGGAAGAGGAUCCUUUUAAAGGAGAAGAUCCAUUUCAAUCUGAGUUUGCAGCUGAUCCAUUUGGUGAGAGUGAUCCAUUCAAAGAUGCCUUCUCAUCAAAUUCGCCUGCUCCAGUUCCAGCUCCUGUAGCCAAGGCACCUGAUCCUGACCCUUUUGCUGAUCAUUUUGCCGCUAAAGCUCGAUCUUCAACAAGUUCAGAUCCCUUCUUUGCUGAUCCUUUUGGAGAUAUGUCUGCUUCUUCAAAUUCAUUCGCUUCGGCUCAAGGUGGCCUGGACCCUUUCGGUGUCGAUCCUUUUGGCGGUGACAAUUUCAACCCCUCUUCUCCAAGAGCAAGUCCUAUGCAAAAAAGCUCAGCAUCGCCAAUGUCUUCAAAAAAGAAAAAUCCACCAGCACGUCCUGGUCCACCACAAUCACGACCUGGUCCACCCAGACCUGCUCCUCCUAGGCCUAAGAAGGGACCGAGCCCUGUGCCCCCAAACCGAGGCCCCAGCCCAACCCCACCGCGACCUGCUAAGGGCCCUACCAAGAAACCUGCAAGUCCUCGCCCGCCAUCAGGUGCCAGUGAUCCAUUCGGCGGCAGUGAUCCAUUUGGUGGUAGCGAUCCUUUUGGGGGAAGUGAUCCUUUUGGUGGUAAAGAUGACCCAUUUAGUGGUUCGGCUAGUGCAAAAACGGGUGGCGAUGGCUUUGCAGAUUUUGGGGAUGCAUUCGGUGAUUUUAGUUCCAAGCAGACGGAGGUCGAAUCUAAAAAGAAGAGUUCCACCGAAGAGCAGCAGCUUGCCUGGGCACAUCAAGACAGUAAACGAAUAGCAGAUGAGAGAAAACGUGCACAGGAACAGGAACAGGCCGACUUAGAAUUAGCAAUCGCACUAAGCAAGGCAGAUAGAUGAGUCUCCUAAAAGGGCUAGCAAAUACUUACAUGUAAAUUAGAACAUUCUUGAUGUGUGGAAGGAAUUGAUGUGAUUUGAGUUUUGCUUGUGUUCAUGAAUGUAGAUUGAUGAGUCUAUUCUGUGAAAGACAUUGAGACUUGUCGGGGGCAGAUCUAGGAGUCCGAGAAAGGAGGCAGAGUAGGUUGAAAACCACUGGUUAUGCAAGGAUGAUUGGUACCAGAUAUUCGGUCCUUGCAAUACAUGUAUUCUGAGUGCAUCUCUUUUGUUCUAAUCAUAUCAUUCAAGGGAUAGGAGGUUAAGGUUAAGGUGGUACAGUAAUCUUGGCUAUACUUGUGCGACUUUACCUUACAUGUAGAGACAGAUUGCUGAAAUAUUAUUGAGGAGACUGCUGCUUACAAUAUUUAUCAGCGGCAGAAUUUUGAUAUGUUUAACUUGUUUGGUGCUACAAUAUGUAAUAUGCAUAAAUCAUUGAAAUUAUGACAUUUCAAAAUGAUGUUAUUGUUGUGAGUGUAAGAAUGGUGUCAUUUAUUGAAAAUAGUGUGUUUAGAUUUGUGGUUUAGAAUAUCUUGGUUGUCUCACCCAUUGAAAUCUUCAAAAUUGUAGAAAUUUAGGAAUACUUCUCGAAUCUAUCUUGUCAUUUGUCAAGAUCUUAUUCAUACUGGAGACAACAGAUGUUGUAGAAAAGUUUUGGUGAUGUCAUAAAAUUGGCAGUUAAAGUUGCCAAAAGGUGUCGAUCUUGUUCACAUUGGCGCUGAGAGACUUCUUUUCGUCACAAAUUGAUGUUGAGUUUAUGGUGUUGCAACAUCAUUUACGUCCUUUUGGCUUCAUGUUACAUGUAUGUUGAGGUUUGUCAAUUGACAUUUAUAAAAUGUGGAGGGAAAUUCCACAUUACGCUGUCGGGAAGUAUUGUUUACUCGGUGGGUCAACUUUAGCUAGGAUAAUAAGGAUUGUAGGAUUGGGAUGUAGUUAGAGGAGACCGCCCUCUUAAUAUUAUUAGCUGAGUUAUCUGUGUUUAAUCAGGAGUCAUACUAUUCCUAAAUGUUUUAUAAUUCCAGUGGCUGAAGAUGAUAAAUUGUAACUAAAGCCAAGAUGAUUUAAUGAGUACAUUAUCAUAUAUUUCCGUGUAAAUGUGUGUAUGAAUGUUAGUUGCACAGGUGUAUACACACCAGUCUUGAAAUAUUGAAACAGCUCUUAAAUGAUAGAGAGGUUUUACAGCAGUUUCACUGAGAGCAAGAAUGUAGUGAGUGCAAUACUUUAUGCAUUAGGCAGUCAGUGGAUGUGUCUUUGGCACGUUUUUACCCAGUGCAACUCGGCAAGUGCAAACACUAAUUGGUAGUUUUUCUGAAAAUGGCCAUUGGUUACAAAGUUGUUGCAUUCUCCUCUCCAAUUUUAAGGGCAAUUUGCGUGUACAUUUAUUUCAUAAAGCAAUCUGGUCAUCAGUCCUUUGAUAGAUAAACAACCAUAGAUCUGUGUAUGUAGUUGCAUAUGUAGAUAUGAUGUACAUAUUGUAUAGUAUUCAGAACAGAAGGUCUAGUAGAACAGCAGUCUGGCUCAUUCGAAGGCCCUGCAUCUAUUCGUAUUUCUAUGAAAUUGGAAAGAAUUCAAGAAUUUUAGACAGGCCUGGUUGGGCGGAUGCAUGGAUGAGAAAAAGGGGGCACCCUGUCCUCAUUUUUUAGAAUUCUGUGGUAACUAAAAAGACGUAUCUGAACUAGGGGGGUCAGUUGGGCUGGGAUAUCACCCCUUGUAUUCUGCCUGGCUUUGCUGACCGCCGAAUUUGAAUAUUGUUAAGUUCAGCUUAGUGGGGACAGAAGCUAUGCUUUUGACCCUUGCUUCAUGUAUUUCACCUCUACAGACUUGUCUCAGGAGUGACUACCUGGGACAUCCACUCAUGAUGGAUGGAUGCUGAUAUAUCUAAUGUGUGGCCAUAUGUACAUUAUAUAAGUGUAUAUCUGACAGUAGUAUUAAGUGUAAUAUAAUGUAAAUCUUUCUAAA